AAACUGCAAUUAUAAAGUAAACCCAAAAACUUGGGCUCUUCUCUCUCGCGUUCGAACUACCACCAGCGGUCGCCAACUUUUUUGCAGUCGGAGAAUUAGCGGUUGAGAAUUCUCAAUUUCCAACCCUCUUUCCUCUUCAUCACUUCAUCUAUCUCUCUCACUCACCACGACCCUAACACUCUCUCAGCCUCUCUCUCUCUGUGUCAGUCCCUCCCUCUGCAAAAAGAAAUUUCAAGAAUUGAUGAAAAUGACGGCUACCCAAUUUAGAGGUGGUACAUCUUCUACCGGGUUGAGGAAUAGAACCAGUGACUACAAUUCAGUAACUAAGAAAGUUAGGGUGUAUUCAUUGCGCCAAACGGAAGCUAAGUUUGUGGCACUAAGUAAUAGAAAGGAUUUGAGCAAUGACAGUGCUGUGGGGGGCAGCAAUCUGUCAUCUAAGCAUAGAUCACAGUACUCGCCGCUAGUUACUCAUCGCAGAAGGACCCGUUUUCCGGUGGUGGCUAAUCAAUUGAGUUCGGAGUUUGGUGUCGGUUGCUCUGAGGUUGAGGAAAAGGUGAUUCUUAAGGAAAUGCAUGCUCCCCUAACUGCUGAUCGUGAUGAACCUGAGUUGAGAGACAUUCCUGUCCCUGAAGCAUAUUCUCCAAAUGUGAAACGCGAGCUGCUGAUGCUUUCCUUACCUGCAAUUGUGGGUCAGGCAAUUGAUCCCAUAGCAAUGCUGAUGGAGACUGCUUAUAUUGGUAGACUGGGCUCUGUGGAGUUGGCCUCAGCUGGUGUAUCAAUGAACAUCUUUAAUUAUAUAUCAAAACUAUUUAAUAUCCCUCUCCUCAGUGUUGCUACAUCUUUUGUGGCUGAAGACAUUGCAAAGUCUGCAAGUAAAGCUUCUACUAUAGAAAAUGCUUAUGAAGACAUUACUAAUGGAAAAUCUGUACCUGCUGAGAGAAAGCAAUUAUCUUCAGUGUCAACAGCCUUACUUUUAGCACUUGGCAUCGGCUUGUUUGAGGCGCUAGCCUUGUCUUUGGGAUCUGGUUUGUUUCUGAAUAUGAUGGGGAUAUCAUCAAACUCUCCUAUGCACAUUCCGGCAAAAAGGUUUCUCAUAAUAAGAGCAUUUGGUGCUCCUGCAGUUGUAGCAUCUUUGGCUCUUCAAGGAGUUUUCCGUGGUUUUAAGGAUACAACAACUCCAGUACUAUGUCUAGGUAUUGGUAAUCUUUUAGCUGCGUUCUUGUUACCAACACUAAUAUAUUAUUUUCGUUUGGGUGUAACUGGUGCAGCAAUGUCUACUGUUAUAUCUCAAUACACCGUCACAUUUUUAAUGAUCUGGUUUUUAAAUAAGAAAGCAGUACUAUUGCCUCCAAAGAUGGGAUCAUUGCAAUUUGGUGGAUACAUAAAAUCUGGUGGUUUUCUUCUGGGAAGAACUCUUGCUGUUCUCACGACCAUGACAUUAGGAACAUCAAUGGCUGCUCGUCAAGGUCCAGUAGCUAUGGCUGCUCAUCAGAUAUGUAUACAAGUAUGGUUGGCUGUAUCCCUUCUAACUGAUGCACUCGCUACAUCUGGUCAGGCCCUGAUUGCGAGUUAUUCAUCAAAAGGCGAAUACAAAAUUGUUAAAGAGAUUACUGACUUCAUGCUGAAGAUAGGAUUGUUUAUAGGUGUUUCAUUGGCUGUAAUUCUGGGAACAUCUUUUGGUUCUAUAGCGACCUUGUUCACCAAGGAUGCUGCAGUAUUGGAGAUCCUUAGAUCUGGGGUAUUGUUUGUCAGUGCUAGUCAACCUUUGACUUCUUUAGCUUAUGUUUUCGAUGGUCUCCAUUAUGGUGUUUCAGAUUUUGCAUAUGCAGCUCGUGCCAUGAUGGUCGUGGGUGCAAUAUCAUCUGUAUUUCUGCUAUAUGCUCCUUCUGUUAUCGGUCUUUCUGGGGUUUGGUUGGGUUUGACUCUCUUCAUGGGCUUGCGUGCUGUGGCUGGAUUUGUCAGAUUGCUUUCAAAAUCAGGUCCAUGGUGGUUCCUGCAUAGGGACACUGAGACACCUCAGGUCAGUGCAUUCAUAAAUUUUGUGUGUUUUAGCUUGUAACGAGCGGAUAUUAGCAAAAUCUGGAUUUGGUUGAAUGACAUCCUAGGCUGAGUACCUUUCAUAAACUGGCGAGAGGUUGGAGCUGUAUUGCAGCUUUGGAUUCCCUAGUCAUAUCAGCUGAUUAAACAAUUUUUGAUUCAUUGGCAACAUCUGGCAAUAUUCUUUUAUUGUAUAUAUAAAAAGUAAGAUCUUUGUUAAUUGUUUUAACGUUUAUGUAAUCAUAUCACUCGGUUCAGUAGAGUUUUCCCUAUUCUUGCAACAAAUUAGAGCAUCUGGCAGGUGGUUCUAUCUGUGUACACUGUAUAAGAUUGAGCCUAGGGUUUCCAUUGGUGCGAACAGAAAGUAAUUCUUGUCCUCUUGAGGAAACUAAUACUGAUUCUGGGUGCGGCUAGUCAGA
Messenger RNA from Rosa rugosa (rugosa rose), 2456 nucleotides. Its product is annotated as protein DETOXIFICATION 45, chloroplastic. The transcript has 15 exons. The record is from RefSeq and is a predicted model, not a curated record. Lineage: Eukaryota; Viridiplantae; Streptophyta; Magnoliopsida; Rosales; Rosaceae. Gene Ontology annotation, biological process: transmembrane transport. Gene Ontology annotation, cellular component: membrane; chloroplast. The coding region runs from base 242 to 2059 and encodes 605 amino acids. Gene Ontology annotation, molecular function: antiporter activity; xenobiotic transmembrane transporter activity.